Molecule: messenger RNA, 1420 nt
Organism: Solanum dulcamara
Lineage: Eukaryota; Viridiplantae; Streptophyta; Magnoliopsida; Solanales; Solanaceae
Product: two-component response regulator ORR10-like
Exons: 2
Coding region: 293-808 (171 amino acids)
Biological process (GO): phosphorelay signal transduction system; cytokinin-activated signaling pathway
Source: RefSeq, a predicted model, not a curated record
AUCAAAUAGUGGGAUCCACUAUGCACUGAAUCCAUCCUUUGCCUUCUCAAAGAGUCAUUUUCAUAAACAAAGGCCCAAAGAUUUGUAAAAUCAAGAAAAUCAACAUAGAAAAUCCUUAAGAUUCUGAUUUGAUAUCUCCAUUCGUAUCUCUCUUUUUCUUCUGUCAAUAUUUUGCGUAUCUUCUUGAAAUCAACACCAUAUCCCCAUAUAUAUUAACCUCAUAAACACCAAACCACAUAACCAAAAUUCACAAAUUCAUUCAUAUUUUUGCCAAAAAAAAAUAAUAGCAACAAUGGAUACACAAUUUCAUGUUCUAGCUGUCGAUGACAGUAUUAUUGAUAGAAAACUCAUUGAAAGGCUUCUCAAAACAUCUUCUUACCAAGUUACUGUUGUGGAUUCUGGAAGUAAAGCUUUAGAGUUUCUUGGAUUGUUGAGUCAUGAGGAGAAUGAAGUAAGAGAAGUGGGAGUGAAUUUGAUAAUUACAGAUUAUAGCAUGCCUGAAAUGACUGGUUAUGAUUUAUUGAGGAAGAUUAAAGGAUCAUCUUAUUUGAAGGAUAUUCCAGUAAUAAUUAUGUCAUCAGAAAAUGUUCCAUCAAGAAUUAAUAGAUGUUUGGAAGAAGGAGCUGAAGAGUUUUUUCUUAAGCCAGUUCAACAAUCAGAUGUUAAUAGAAUUAGGCCCCAUUUGAUGAGGGACAAACCAAAUACUCUCAAGAGAAAGGCUAUGGUUGAAUCCAUUUCCCCUGACAAAACAAGAAAAUACAACAACAACAACUUGUGUGGCAUCUUUUUGCAGAACAUUUGUGAGUGAAGAAGGGGAUGCUCGAUUCUUUGGGAAAAAAAGUUCUUCAUUUCAAGUGGAAGGAGAAGGACAUGGUUCAAGAAGAAAGAGUGAAAAUUGUUUCAAUCCGAUGUUUGUACCAACAACAAGAAGGUACUCUCUGUAAUUCUAAAAUUGAGGUUAGAGAAUAUGAUAAAGUGUACGCAGACUUUAUCCUACUUCGCAUACGAGAUGUUUUGUAACAAACAAAUGAAUUCGAGGCUUAUGUCUCGGAAUAGAUUUGCCACACAACAGGAAUUACAGACGAAUUAUCAAAAAAAGGUUGAAGAUGAUGCAAACUUCAUCAUGGUAUUCUGGAUUGGAUGGAAAGUAAAUGGAUUAGCAAUUUGUUGUGUUGAGGGCCAUGAUUAGUGAUUCUGUAAAGUGGAUUUACAAUGAUGUUACUGUAAUCAAGUAGAUCUGAUCUGAUUUGGGUCUAAUUUAGCCCUAAUCAUAUACAUUAUACAUAGGUGAUAGGACGGACUUAGGAGUAGUACAUAAUUUUCUUUUUGCUGUUGUUACACAAUCUAAUUGAAAUCACAUGUGUUUUAACUUUUCUCUUUAAUUGGAAAAAAGAUGUAGCAAUUGAAUUCAUUAACCAUA